Molecule: messenger RNA, 480 nt
Organism: Cladocopium goreaui
Lineage: Eukaryota; Dinophyceae; Suessiales; Symbiodiniaceae
Source: the annotation of a GenBank genome assembly
AUGGGGGCUCAAUGGUCGCGAAGAUAUGCGCUUGUGCUUUACAGCGUCUGUAUCCGCAAAGCAUUGGGUGGGAAGGUCCUUGGCGACGCCUCGAUUUGCUUUGACCGAGCUCGAAGACGGUCUGCGGGCGUGGCACAAGCUGCGGCAGGCACGGAAAUCCUUUCUCCUGUCUCCCUUGAGCAACGUGUUCAACACCAGCUUCUUGACCCAGCAAGAGCUAGACACCGCGUGGUGUUCCCUCAGCCAGGCCUACGUGGAGGUCUGGGCUUCAUCUGGGCGGCGUGGUGCGGCAGCAAAGCUUCAUGCAUUGCGCUCCCAACAUGUGCAUUUGCACAAGCGAAGAUCCAAGAAGGCAGGUGGGUGGAUGGCUGCCCAAGACCAAAGUGGUCACUUGUUCGACUUGUUCCUUUUUGUUCUGACUUUGGUUUGCUCCCUCUAAACCUGUGCGCCAGAAGCAUUUCUACUUCUCGUUCGCUGUAG